Molecule: messenger RNA, 10222 nt
Organism: Coregonus sp. 'balchen'
Lineage: Eukaryota; Metazoa; Chordata; Actinopteri; Salmoniformes; Salmonidae
Source: the annotation of a GenBank genome assembly
GUGUCCCCGGUGCUGGCGGGCUUCCUGGGCGCCGGGGUCCUGGUGGUCUCAGUCACGGUGGCCGUCUUCCUCUGGACCUGCUGCCAGCGUCGCUACCGCCAGCUGACGGGCAGUUACAAGCUCCAAUCGGGACCCUGCGACCCGGCCGUGGACCCGCCCUACAAGUUCAUCCACAUGCUCAAGGGAAUCAGCAUCUACCCGGAGACACUUAGUAACAAGAAGAUCGUCCGCGUGGGUCGACGCCCGGGCUCCUCGCGUAAUGGCGGCGGAUCCGGCGUUGAGUGGGGUCGUAAUGGUGAGCGAGGAAGAGGAGGGGGAGGAAGGGUGACGCUAGUGGACGUCAACCCAGAAACGGGCCUGCUCAACGGCUCCACCAAUCUGCAGAUGAGCCACCUACUGCCCCCUGCUGGACAGCCCAGGUUAGAGCAGGUGCUGCCCAUCCGCGCCGACUACUGCUGCCUGGAGAGCAGCUCCAGGGGUAACAGCAGUAGCAGUAGCUGUGACGCCAGCAAGACAGCCUCGCCCUUUACCCCGUGCCAGGGGGAGGGCACCACAAUGCCGCCCGCUGCCCUAGGCACCCUCAGCCUGGCCGUGGACUACAACUUCCCCAAGAAGGCGCUGGUGGUGACCAUUGUUGGCGCCCAGGGUCUGCCCGCCGUGGACGAGCAGGCGGGUAGCUCGGACCCCUACGUGAAGAUGACCAUACUGCCAGAAAAGAAGCAUCGGGUCAAGGUGAGUCUGGUUCCUCUGGAGGUUUCUUCCUACCUACAUUUACAUUUACAUUUUAGUCAUUUAGCAGACGCUCUUAUCCAGAGCGACUUACAGUUAGCACAUACAUUAUUUUAUCGAACCCACAACCCUGGCGUUGCAAACGCCAUGCUCUACCAACUGAGCUACAUCCCCUGCCGGCCAUUCCCUCCCCUACCCUGGACGACGCUGGGCCAAUUGUGCGUCGCCCCAUGGGUCUCCCGGUCGCAGCCGGCUACGACAGAGCCUGGAUUCGAACCAGGAUCUCUGGUGGCACGACGCUGGGCCAAUUGUGCGUCGCCCCAUGGGUCUCCCGGUCGCAGCCGGCUACGACAGAGCCUGGAUUCGAACCAGGAUCUCUGGUGGCAUACCUACAGGGUUGAUCCUUUCCACUGUUUUCUCUGAUUUGCGUUGUUGAGGGUUUAGGUAUUUGGGGUUGUGGUUGUGGUCCUAAUUAGGCUAAUACUGUUAUUAUUGAAUUAUUUGAAUUAUCAUUAUUACAGAUUUUAGAUAAAAAAUAAGAAAACACAAUUUUUUAUUUAUUGUGCAAACAUGCGGCAAGAAAGGUUUGAAGACCCCUGCAUUAUCCCUGUUAUUUGUUAUUGUAAAAUAGUUACUGUUAGUGUCACUGUAACUGUUUAAGUGUUACUGUAAGUGUAACUGUUUUAAGUGCUACUGUCACAAUAACAACCAGACUGAAAUAUAACCGAUUGCUCUGCAGACCCGCGUUCUGAGGAAGACUCUGGAGCCGGUGUUUGAUGAGACGUUUACGUUCUACGGCGUGGCCUACAGCGCACUGCCCGACCUCACGCUGCACUUCCUGGUGCUAAGCUUUGACCGCUUUGCCCGUGACGAUGUCAUCGGGGAGGUGGCGGUGCCCCUGGCAGGAGUGGACCCCAGCACGGGACGAGUCCACAUCACCCAACAGAUCAGCAAGAGACACAUCCAGGUGAGGGAUGGGGAUGAAGGGAAAGGAAUGGAUGGAGGGAGGGAGGAGAGGAGGCAUUACCUUUUUUUCUUUUUUUUUUUUUUUCGGGGGGAAUGGAUCAGCUUAAUAUUGCAGAUAGAUUGUAUCUUCUAUCAAUGUAAUUGUCUGCAUCACUUCCAAUUUUUUAAUUUUUUUUAUAUUUACAUUUACAUUUACGUCAUUUAGCAGACGCUCUUAUCCAGAGCGACUUACAGUUAGUGAAUACAUUAUUUAUUUUUUUAUACUGGCCCCCCGUGGGAAUCAAACCCACAACCCUGGCGUUGCAAACGCCAUGCUCUAUCAACUGAGCUACAUCCCUGCCGGCCAUUCCCUCCCCUACCCUGGACGACGCUGGGCCAAUUGUGCGCCGCCCAUGAGUCUCCCGGUCGCGGCUUAUAUAUAUAUAUUCCCCUUUAUUACUUUUCAACCCCACCAUCCUUUCCCUACUUGGAGUAAAUUAGUGAACAACAACGCCCAGGCCUCUACUUCCGGUCUAUACUUACUAUCUACACCUUAUGGACAGAGUUAAUUUUACAAUAAUUCUAUUAAUAUAUAUAGGAGGCAUUACCUUGAUUUAUUACCUUUAUUUAGGUUGGUUAUUAAGAACACAUACAUUCUCUUUGAUAAUAAUGACCUGACAAAUAGACCCAUCCUGGUUAGAGAAGGGGAUGAGGAAUGGAGGAGAGAGAGGAGAAACUGGAUGAUGGAGGAGGAUUUGUAUUUGUAUAAAAAAUAAAUUUCAGAGGAAGAAAGGUGAGGGAUGGGGGAUAGAUGAUGAAAUAUACUCUAGAAAGAAGGACAGAGGAAGAGGGGGGGAAGGGAGGGAGAGAAGGGAAGGGGUGUGGUAAAAGAGAGCAAUUCAGAGAGCGAUGAGUAGACAGAAUUUGAGGAUAGAGGGAGGAGUUGGAAAGGUGAGGGGGGGGGGGGGGGGGGGGGGGGGGGGGGGAGAGAGAGGAGGUUAGGAUGGAUAGGUGGAGCAGUUACUGGGCUUUUAUGACCAGCAACACUUGAGAUGAAGGGGGAGGGAUAAGGAGAACGACGUGAGAGAGAGAAAGAAAGAGGGAAAGAUGGAGAGAAAGAGAGAAGAGACCGACAAUAAUCAUUACUGGCUUCUAGCACAGGGUUGGCAGAAGGGUGAUACAUUUGCAAAAUAAAUGUCUACAGAUUUAAAUAUGAUGAAAUGGUAUAAAUAAUAUAAUAACCAAUCCUGGCUUGUUUGCUUUUUGGCAAACAAUCUUUCUUUCAUUGAAUCAUUAUCACACACGCAUGCAAACACUCCACACACACACAUACAGUGGGGAAAAAAAGUAUUUAGUCAGCCACCAAUUGUGCAAGUUCUCCCACUUAAAAAGAUGAGAGAGGCCUGUAAUUUUAAUCAUAGGUACACGUCAAAUAUGACAGACAAAUUGAGGAAAAAAAAUCCAGAAAAUCACAUUGUAGGAUUUUUAAUGAAUUUAUUUGCAAAUUAGGGUGGAAAAUAAGUAUUUGGUCACCUACAAACAAGCAAGAUUUCUGGCUCUCACAGACCUGUAACUUCUUCUUUAAGAGGCUCCUCUGUCCUCCACUCGUUACCUGUAUUAAUGGCACCUGUUUGAACUUGUUAUCAGUAUAAAAGACACCUGUCCACAACCUCAAACAGUCACACUCCAAACUCCACUAUGGCCAAGACCAAAUAGCUGUCAAAGGACACCAGAAACAAAAGUGUAGACCUGCACCAGGCUGGGAAGACUGAAUCUGCAAUAGGUAAGCAGCUUGGUUUGAAGAAAUCAACUGUGGGAGCAAUUAUUAGGAAAUGGAAGACAAACAAGACCACUGAUAAUCUCCCUCGAUCUGGGGCUCCACGCAAGAUCUCACCCUGUGGGGUCAAAAUGAUCACAAGAACGGUGAGCAAAAAUCCCAGAACCACACGGGGGGACCUAGUGAAUGACCUGCAGAGAGCUGGGACCAAAGUAACAAAGCCUACCAUCAGUAACACACUACGCCGCCAGGGGCUCAAAUCCUGCAGUGCCAGACGUGUCCCCCUGCUUAAGCCAGUACAUGUCCAGGCCCGUCUGAAGUUUGCUAGAGUGCAUUUGGAUGAUCCAGAAGAGGAUUGGGAGAAUGUCAUAUGGUCAGAUGAAACCAAAAUAGAACUUUUUGGUAAAAACUCAAAUCGUCGUGUUUGGAGGACAAAGAAUGCUGAGUUGCAUCCAAAGAACACCAUACCUACUGUGAAGCAUGGGGGUGGAAACAUCAAGCUUUGGGGCUUUUUUUCUGCAAAGGGACCAGGACGACUGAUCCGUGUAAAGGAAAGAAUGAAUGGGGCCAUGUAUCGUGAGAUUUUGAGUGAAAACCUCCUUCCAUCAGCAAGGGCAUUGAAGAUGAAACGUGGCUGGGUCUUUCAGCAUGACAAUGAUCCCAAACACAACCGCCCGGGCAACGAAGGAGUGGCUUCGUAAGAAGCAUUUCAAGGUCCUGGAGUGGCCUAGCCAGUCUCCAGAUCUCAACCCCAUAGAAAAUCUUUGGAGGGAGUUGAAAGUCUGUGUUGCCCAGCGACAGCCCCAAAACAUCACUGCUCUAGAGGAGAUCUGCAUGGAGGAAUGGGCCAAAAUACCAGCAACAGUGUGUGAAAACCUUGUGAAGACUUACAGAAAACGUUUGACCUGUGUCAUUGCCAACAAAGGGUAUAUAACAAAGUAUUGAGAAACUUUUGUUAUUGACCAAAUACUUAUUUUCCACCAUAAUUCGCAAAUAAAUUCAUAAAAAAUCCUACAAUGUGAUUUUCUGGAUUUUUUUUCCUCAUUUUGUCUGUCAUAGUUGACGUGUACCUAUGAUGAAAAUUACAGGCCUCUCUCAUCUUUUUAAGUGGGAGAACUUGCACAAUUGGUGGCUGACUAAAUACUUUUUUUCCCCACUGUACAUGCAGCUGAAACGUAUCUGUGAGGCUGGUCUGUGUGUGUGUGUCUGUAUUGAUUGGAGACCCAUUAGGCCCAUAAAAGUGGAGAGAGCCUGGCGUUAUCUCUGCCUGUAGGAAGACAUCCAUCAGAGCACGGAAACAAAAGCCUUUUCCCCACAUCAUUACACAUCAUCCAUAUACGGCAGGGAGAGGAGAGGAGAGGGGGGGGGGGAAGAGAGAGAGAGAGAGAGAGCGCCUAGACUAAUAGUCUAGAGCUGAGAUAGAGAUACGAGAUCGCUAGUCAUGCAUAUACCUCCUAGCGCCUCGAUAUCUCUCUACUCUCCUUAGCCUAUCUCUAUACAGAGAGCUCUCUCGCUCUAGAUACUCUCUCGCUGCUCUCUCUCUCUGCUCUCGUCUCCGCCUCUUGCUCUCUCGCUCUCUUGCUCUCUCUCGCGCUCCUCUCCGCCUCUUCUCUCCUCUCUCUCUCUUCCUUCUCUCUCUCUCUCUCUCUCUCUCUCUCUCCUCUCUCUCCUCUCUCUCGCUCGCUCCGCUCGGCGCGCGCCUCCGCGCGCGGUCUCUAGAGAGCUCUCGAGGCUAUCGAUAUAGACUCUAGAUGAGAGGAACUCCGCCCAACACUAUCUGCACUGAGAAAAAGAUAACCAAGAUAGAGAAACCUGCACUGAAUGCAAAAUCUGCACUGAUUACACCAUAUGGCUUUUAGGACAGACUGUAAAUAACCCACACACCAUUAGGCCCCCACAGAGACAUUAAAACAUAAUGAUAUAAUCUCUAGAGCUCAUGCAGUACGCACAGCUACUCUUCGAAGACAGCAGACAUACACACAUGCACGCACACGGUCAUGCACACACACGUGUAAACACAUUACAGGUAUAAGUAUCAUUCCCAGUGCCACUGUAAGCCUGUCAAGCGAGACAGUACAGAAAUGUAUACACACAAUCAUAAUUUCUUCCUCCAUGUACACAUACACUCACUCCAACAUUCUAAAUUUCACCUCCAUGCAGUCACACUAUUUCGCACCCCUCUCCCUCAUGUGGAGAUGUAUAAGUACAUACUUCCACCAUCUCCUCUCCCUCUAUUUCUCUUCUUUCCCUGUCUCAUCUUCCUUUCUCUUCCUCUCUGUUAUCUCUCUCUACCCCCUCUCUCCCCCUCUUCCUCUCCUUCCAUCUCUCUCUCAUCUCUUUACACCGUUGUUCAGAAGAGGGCCUUAAAUUGAAUUCCCUCCUAUUUUACUGCAACCUUAAGGGGUUUAGAGACAGGAUGGAAUCGAUCUUCCAGUAGAGAGAGAACUUACUUAAAUAGGAGAGGGAGAGAGAUUAGUUUGUGGAAAUGAAAAAGAGGAGACAUGGGUAUCUGCUGAUGGAGAGAAAGAGAGCAAUGGCAAUGAAAAAAGAAAGAGAGAGAGAGAUGGAUGAGAGAGAGAAUAGUGUUUUUGGACGGAGAGAAAGCAAGACGGAACUGUGGGGGAAAAAAAGGAUUGUGGCCGGACCAUACGUCCAGAGGAGACGUCCAUGAAACUUUUAACUGGGGGGAACUUAAGUGGAGGGGGAAGUUUAAAUUAUUGAAGUGGGGGACAGUAAAGACGUCACACUCAUUACGACAGCAGUAGCUCACACACUUAGCGGUGGUUCAUAAAAGCUAUUAUCCGUUUAGAACAUAAAAAGGUAUCUUUUGAGCAUGGCCAUUGUGAUUCUCCACCAUUCUACAGUAGCGCUUAAACGCUUCAAAACUCCCAUUCAGCACAAGCCGUCCAAAAUGUCACAUUGGUUUAUAUGGCGGCAUUAGCUCCUAGCGCUGUUAUGACUGUGCCUUGCAGCAAGAACCAUUUACUUGUACUUUAGAUUAAAAUGUCAGGGAACUAAGCAAUGCCAAACAUGGUGGGUCAUUUCUGCAUUUCGCACUGCAGUGAGUCUAUGGCAUGUUAAUUUAUAUACUCAAACGGUGCUUUUAAGUAUGAAAUGCACCAUUUACUACAUAAGUACUUUAGAAUAUAGUCAAAAAUAUUAAAAUGGUAGGGAACUGAGCUAUUGUACACUACAAAUGGUUGUGUACAGACUGCAGUGGUUUCAGACUAUUUGUGUUUUUCGUAGAGCAGAGCUCCCCUGCCCCUAGUAGUCCUGCUCACUAAUGAAAAAGCUACUGAUACACUGUAGUAGAGACAAUUAGGAGGCUAUCUAUUUACGCCAUACUUUGCAUGCAGAUCCCAGAGCAGAUGGUAGCAGAUUUACGCGCACACGUCCGCACACACAUUACACAGACACACAUCUCGGCCUGGGUAAUUCUCUAUUUCUCCGAUCUAAGUUCAAGCUCAGCCUUGGGCCGCCUCCCACAGCGCGUUGCCAUGGUGACACCUAGACGUAGUAUAGGAAUUCACGCUCUGAGAAAGAGUGAGAGACAUGAAAGCAGUGAAAAAGAGAGUGGGACCAAGAGAAAAACUAAGAGAGAGAUGAACAGAAAGAUGGGGAUAGCCGCAGGUCUACAGAUAUUAGUUUUACUGUCAUUAUGUAUGGUGUAUGAAUUGUGUGCAUACUGGAAGUGUAGGUGGAUGGGUGGGUUAUGGAGGUUUGUCUGCCAUAUUUUUGUGCAAGUCAGGUUUUGUGUGUAUGAGGGUACUUUGUGUGUGUAAUGUACAGUGCCUUCAGAAAGUAUUCACACCCCUUGACUUUUUCCACAUUUUGUGUUCCAGUCUGAAUUUAAUAUGGAUUAAAUUGAGAUUUUGUGUCACUGAUCUACACACAAUACCCCAUAAUGUCAAAGUGGAGUUGUGUUUUUAGAAAUGUUUACAAAUUAAUAAAAAAUGUAAUGUCCUGAUUCAAUAAGUAUUCAACCCUUUUUUUUUAUGGCAAAUCUAAAUAAGUUCAGAAGUACAAAUGUGCUUAACAAGUCACAUAAUACGUUGCAUGGACUCACUCUGUGUGCAAUAAUGGUGUUCAACAUCAUUUUUAAAUGACUCACCCGUCUCUGUACCCCACACAUACAAUUAUCUGUAAGGUCAGUUACAGAGUUUAAUGGCUGUGAUAGGAGAAAACUGAGGAUGGAUCAACAACAUUGUAGUUACUCCACAAUACUAACCUAAAUGACAGAGGGAAAAGAAGGAAGCCUCUACAGAAUAAAAAUAUUCAAAAAAAUGCAUCCUGUUUGCAAUAAGGCACUAAAGUAAUACAGCAAAAAAUGUGGCAAAGAAAUUAACUUUUUGUCCAGUCUACAUAUUUUCAAGCAUGUUGGUGGCUGCAUCAUUUUAUGGGUAUGCUUGUCAUCGGCAAGGACUAGGGAGUUUUUUUUGGGGUAAAAAUAAAUGGAAUAGAGCUAAGCUCAGGCAAAAUCCUAAAGGAAAACUUGGUUCAGUCUCCUUUCCGACAGACACUGGGAGACAAAAUCACCUUUCAGCAGGACAAUUACCUAAAACACAAGGCCAAAUAUACACUGGAGUUGUUUACCAAGACGACGUUGAAUGUUCCAGAAUGAUCUUAAGUUUUGACUUAAAUUGGCUUAAAUCUAUGGCAAGACUUGAAAAUGGCUGUCUAGCUGUCUAGCAACUUAUUUAGAUUUGCCAUAAAAAAAGGGUUGAAUACUUAUUGAAUCAGGACAUUUCAUUUUUUAUUAAAUUGUAAACAUUUACAAAUUACUCCAUCAACGUGACAGAGCUUGAAGAUUUUUUUUUAAGAAUGGGCAAAUAUUGUACAAUCCAGGUGUGGAAAGCUCUUAGAGACUUACCCAGAAAGGCACGCAGCUGUAAUCGCUGCCAAAGGUGAUUCUAACAUGUAUUGAGUCAGGGGGUUGAAUGCUUAUCUAAUCGAUGAAUUCGUGUUUUAUUUUCCAUUUAUGUGUCUUUUUUUUUUUUGAAUUUCUCUUCCACUUUGACAUUGGAGUAUUUUGUGUAGAUAGUUCAGGAAAAAAUGACAGUUAAAUCCAUUUUAAUCCCACUUUGUAACACAACAAAAUGCGGAAAAGGUCAAGGGGUGUGAAAACUUUCUGAUGGCACUGUAUGUGUGUGUUCUAACUGUGUUCUCCCCGCUGUGUGUGUGCGUGUGCAUCUACAUUCUAACCCUGUGCUCUCUCUGCAGUGCGUGUGCAUCUACAUUCUAACCCUGUGCUCUCUCUGCAGUGCGUGUGCAUCUACAUUCUAACCCUGUGCUCUCUCUGCAGUGCGUGUGCAUCUACAUUCUAACCCUGUGCUCUCUCUGCAGUGUGUGAGCAUCUACAUUCUAACCCUGUGCUCUCUCUGCAGUGUGUGUGCAUCUACAUUCUAACCCUGUGCUCUCUCUGCAGUGUGUGUGUGGAUCUACAUUCUAACCCUGUGCUCUCUCUGCAGUGCGUGUGCAUCUACAUUCUAACCCUGUGCUCUCUCUGCAGUGCGUGUGCAUCUACAUUCUAACCCUGUGCUCUCUCUGCAGUGUGUGUGCAUCUACAUUCUAACCCUGUGCUCUCUCUGCAGUGUGUGUGCAUCUACAUUCUAACCCUGUGCUCUCUCUGCAGUGUGUGAGCAUCUACAUUCUAACCCUGUGCUCUCUCUGCAGUGUGUGUGCAUCUACAUUCUAACCCUGUGCUCUCUCUGCAGUGUGUGUGCAUCUACAUUCUAACCCUGUGCUCUCUCUGCAGUGUGUGUGCAUCUACAUUCUAACCCUGUGCUCUCUCUGCAGUGUGUGUGCAUCUACAUUCUAACCCUGUGCUCUCUCUGCAGUGUGUGUGCAUCUACAUUCUAACCCUGUGCUCUCUCUGCAGUGUGUGUGCAUCUACAUUCUAACCCUGUGCUCUCUCUGCAGUGUGUGUGUGGAUCUACAUUCUAACCCUGUGCUCUCUCUGCAGUGUGUGUGCAUCUACAUUCUAACCCUGUGCUCUCUCUGCAGUGUGUGUGGAUCUACAUUCUAACCCUGUGCUCUCUCUGCAGUGUGUGUGCAUCUACAUUCUAACCCUGUGCUCUCUCUGCAGUGUGUGUGCAUCUACAUUCUAACCCUGUGCUCUCUCUGCAGUGUGUGUGCAUCUACAUUCUAACCCUGUGCUCUCUCUGCAGUGUGUGUGCAUCUACAUUCUAACCCUGUGCUCUCUCUGCAGUGUGUGAGCAUCUACAUUCUAACCCUGUGCUCUCUCUGCAGUGUGUGAGCCGUGGGGAGCUGCUGGUGUCGCUGUCCUACCAGCCUGUCACUCACAGGCUCAAUGUGGUGGUGCUGAAGGCCAAACACCUGCCCAAGAUGGACAUCACUGGCCUAUCAGGCAGUGAGUACUACACAAACGCACGCACACACAAACACACACACACACACACACACACACAUCUCACCCCCUUUCCCCUCUAUCCAUCCCUCACAGACCCCUACGUGAAGGUGAACGUGUUCUACGGCCGCAAGCGCAUCGCCAAGAAGAAGACUCACGUGAAGAAGUGCACGCUCAACCCCGUUUUUAACGAGUCAUUCAUCUACGACGUGCCCGCCGAGCUGCUGGCCGACGUCUCUGUGGAGUUCCUGGUGGUCGACUUUGACCGUACCACCAAGAACGAGGUGGUGGGCCGCCUGGUGUUGGGUGGCCAGAGCCUCAUGCACACUGGGGUCACCCACUGGAGAGAGGUCUGCGACAACCCCCGCCGGCAGAUUGCCAAGUGGCACAACCUGGGCGAGUAU